Chelonia mydas (Green sea turtle) is the source of this 1694-nucleotide messenger RNA. RefSeq names its product solute carrier family 25 member 28 (gene SLC25A28). The coding region runs from base 16 to 1107 and encodes 363 amino acids. The transcript has 4 exons. Lineage: Eukaryota; Metazoa; Chordata; Testudines; Cheloniidae. Gene Ontology annotation, cellular component: mitochondrial membrane. Gene Ontology annotation, biological process: iron import into the mitochondrion. Gene Ontology annotation, molecular function: ferrous iron transmembrane transporter activity. The record is from RefSeq and is a predicted model, not a curated record.
GCCCCGGGCGGCGCCAUGGAGCUGGGGGCGGGCGCGGGGGCGGGCGCGGGCCCCGGGGGCGGGCCGCGGCCGGGCCGCGUCCUGCUGCUGCUGCUGGGCGGGGGCCACGGCUGGGCCCGGCGGGGCGGGGCGGAGGCCGCGCCCGGGCCCGGCGGCUCCGAGGCGGCGCGGAGGCCGGAGCCCGGCUCCGACCCGGACUACGAGGCGCUGCCGCAGGGCGCCGCCGUCUCCACCCACAUGCUGGCCGGGGCCGUGGCGGGGGUGCUGGAGCACUGCGUGAUGUACCCCGUGGACUGCGUCAAGACGCGGAUGCAGAGUUUGCAGCCGGAGCCUGCCGCCCGCUAUCGGAACGUGCUCGAGGCCCUGUGGCGGAUCGUCCAGACAGAGGGUUUCUGGAGGCCAAUGCGGGGCAUGAACAUCACGGCCACUGGGGCCGGCCCUGCCCACGCCUUGUAUUUCGCCUGCUAUGAAAAGUUAAAAAAGACAUUGAGUGAUGUUAUCCAUGCUGGGGGCAAUAGCCAUGUGGCCAAUGGUGCAGCGGGGUGUGUAGCAACAUUGCUCCAUGAUGCAGCUAUGAACCCUGUGGAAGUGGUCAAGCAGAGGAUGCAGAUGUACAACUCACCAUACCAGCGGGUGACGGACUGUGUGCAGGCCGUAUGGCGCAACGAAGGGGCUGGGGCCUUCUACCGCAGCUACACCACCCAGCUCACCAUGAACAUCCCCUUCCAAGCCAUCCACUUCAUGACUUACGAGUUUCUGCAGGAGCAGCUCAACCCCCAAAGACAGUAUAACCCUGGCUCCCAUGUGGUCUCAGGGGCCUGCGCGGGUGCUGUGGCCGCCGCUGCUACCACGCCAUUGGACGUUUGCAAAACACUGCUCAACACCCAGGAGUCCCUGGCCUUGAACUCCAACAUCAGUGGACAUAUCACAGGCAUGGCCAAUGCCUUCAGGACGGUGUACCGAGUGGGCGGUGUGACCGCCUACUUCCGUGGGGUCCAGGCCCGGGUCAUUUACCAGAUGCCCUCCACAGCCAUUGCUUGGUCCGUGUAUGAGUUUUUCAAAUACAUCCUUACCAAGCGCCAGGAGGAGCGCCGGGCUGGGAAGUGAGUCAGAGCUUGGCCCUGCUCUGGGCCCAUGUAAUCUCCCCUCCCUGCCUCUGCCUCUCGGUGUCUCCCUUUUGGUUUGGUUUGUGCGGGAGACGGGGAGGCAGGAAAGCCCUUGGGUUCUAGCAAGGCCAUCUGUUGCCUGGGGCUGCUGCAGCUCUGCUCAGACAGCACAGCCUGCCCCUGUCCCCAGAACCCUCGAGUGAUGUCAUCCUGUAAGCUACAGCCCAGGUUACCUGCCCUUGCACUUCCACCUAGGAGCUGUGUUCCUGCUCUUCCCCCUCCCAAAUCUCCUUGAACGUAAAGCUUUGUCUCUCUGGGGAUAACAAAUACCAUGACCCACCACUGGCAAGUCAAAGCUAAGGUGCUCAGGAAAGGUCCUUGCCGUUGCCUGGAGUGCCAAGGGCUAUUGGCUGGUUUCUGGCUGGGGGAAGUGUAAGCUUAGCCGUUGUCUAGCAGCACGCACACACAGAUGCACGCCUGACACCGACUGCCCUGUUGCCAGCUGGCAGGAAGGAUUGCCCGGGAGGGGAGUUCGUAGGUUUGUGAUUGUUCCUACUCUUGGCGCCUCCAAUAAAUAAUUCUGCUUUA